Molecule: messenger RNA, 1806 nt
Organism: Zingiber officinale
Lineage: Eukaryota; Viridiplantae; Streptophyta; Magnoliopsida; Zingiberales; Zingiberaceae
Product: E3 ubiquitin-protein ligase XBAT33-like
Exons: 10
Coding region: 174-1511 (445 amino acids)
Molecular function (GO): protein binding
Source: RefSeq, a predicted model, not a curated record
AUUGGCUCCUCUCGAUUCACCUGGCGUUUGCUUAAUUCCGCAAGUGUUGGUGGAUCGCCCGAGAUGCAAUAUUCUACAUUCUAAUAAUAACGCCCCGGAGAAUCUUCCUUUUCUGUCUCGUUCUCCACCUGUUUAUCUUGUUUAUUCUAGGAGAGUAAACUAAAGGGUGGGUGAUGGGGAACUUGCUGGGGUGCUCGGCAGCCGGGGAAAGGUUGGUGACGGCGGCGAAGGACGGCGACGUAAUUGAGGCGCAGAAGCUGGUGGAGAUGAAUCCUGGCCUCGCUAGAUAUUCGACGUUCGCAGGUCUCAGCUCGCCGUUGCAUGCCGCCGCCGCCUCAGGCCAUACUGAGAUUGUGAUGAUGUUGCUGGAGAAGGGAGCAGACUUGAACUUGAGGAACAUUUGUGGCCAAACUCCAUUGAUGGAAGCAUGCUGCAGUGGUCGAUGGGAGGUAGUGCAGACUCUACUACUGUACAGAUGCAAUGUAUCAAAAGCGGAGUUCUUAAAUGGUAGAACGGCACUUCACUUUGCAGCUGCUGGUGGACACGCUCGAUGCAUUAGAUUACUGGCUGCAGAUGUUUAUCCUGGUUUUCCUCUUUCUGCAAUAACCAAUUCCUCAGUGGUUGAACAAGUGGGAGAUCAGCACAAGUCUCUGUCAGCAAAACAUUGUGAUCCACUAGCACUCACAAGGUUCAUUAACAAGGCAGCAAAUGGUGGUAUAGCCGCCCUCCACCUUGCUGCUCUAAAUGGGCAUUCGAAUUGCGUUCAUCUGCUACUUGAUCUACAUGCUAAUAUCUCAGCCAUGACGCUAUCUUGUGCAUCGUCGACAAUGACAAUAGGAAGCACACCUUUGCAUUAUGCUGCAUGUGGUGGAAACCUCAAGUGCUGCCAGAUCCUUCUUUCUCGAGGAGCAGACAGAUCGACAAUCAAUUCCAAUGGGUGGCUUCCAGUUGAUGUUGCAAGGAGUCGGGGAUCUCAUCGGCUUAUACCCUUGUUAACACCCCAUUCUAGCCAAUCUGUUCCUGCUUUUCCUCCAUCAAACUACUUGCCUUUGCCUCUCAUGAGCAUCCUGCAAAUAGCAAGAGUGAAUGGUUUGAAUUCUUCAACUUCCUCUUGUGACGAGAGUGAUCUAUGUGCUGUUUGUUUGGAGAGAACCUGCACUGUAGCUGCUGCAGGCUGUGGUCAUGAACUCUGCACAAAAUGUGCACUGUGUCUUUGCUCAACGAGCAGCAUUAACUCUGAGAUGUCAGCACCACCUGGUUCAGUCCCAUGCCCUCUCUGUAGGGCUGGGAUUGUGUCUUUUGUAAGCUUGCCGACAAAUGAGAUCGAGGCAGGCCAAGACAUUGGCCUCUGCAGCAAGUGCCACGGUCUCAUUCAUGGACGCUGUCAGAAUUCAUUUGCCACAGCUUGUGGAUCUGAGUUGUGUAUGAACCCGUUUGAGGUAGUUCCUCCAGCAGUUUGUGGUGAAGUUGAUGGAUAUAUAAUUCCAAACCAUUCAGGCUUCGAUGUGUAAGUGAAACUCGUCGCUUGGACUGGAGCAGCCUGCAAAAAGGCGUGUGGAUUAUUGAUUGCUUCUUCAUGUAAAUUGUACUGAUAGUUCAUUUGUUAUGAAUCUGAUCUGCUGAAGUUGCUAGGAAUUAAUCAGGCUCGACGAGUUAAAGAUGGGUGUAAAUUUCAAAUUCAUACAGAAACAUCAGGAUUAGUAGUUGUGAAGAAGUUCAAAAUAGCAUAUUCUUUUAUACGAAUGUAAACAAAAUGUUGUGAAAAUUAGUUUGCAGAUUCAUAAUAAAGUGCUUGGCUUUUAUUCA